Letharia columbiana is the source of this 1218-nucleotide messenger RNA. RefSeq lists its product as uncharacterized. NCBI's taxonomy places the organism in Eukaryota, Fungi, Ascomycota, Lecanoromycetes, Lecanorales, Parmeliaceae. The record is from RefSeq and is a predicted model, not a curated record. The transcript has 2 exons. Bases 1 to 1218 code for a protein of 405 amino acids.
AUGCUCAGAUUACGAGCAGCCAACAGAGUGUCACGUACCAUUUGUGUACGCUCUUCCCUCCGACAACUCCGCCAUGAAUCUACCAACACCUCGAACUCCAGCUCCAGUAGUGGCAGCAGCCUCUCACAGAGCCUCAUUGGCGGCCUUGCUGGGGGCGGGCUAGUCUUCCUUGGGGGUUACACGUACUAUCACUUCUCAGGCGCAAAGAACCUCGUAAAUACCGCUAGAAAGACCGAGGAUCUGUUUAAGAGCUAUGGAAAGCAACUCAAAGAAUCAUCCCCAGAACCCAACGAAGCACUGAAAUGGCUCCGCUCCUCUGCAAAAUCCUACGCCACUUUCAUUCCUGGUGCGACAGGCUACGUUGACAGUGCUUUUGACGACCUCGACGCCAUUCGUAACAAGCAUGGCAACGAAGUCGACAACAUUAUCAAAGAGGCCUACGGGGAGCUGAAGGAUGUCUCUCAAGAGGGCAUGAGCGUCACAGCAGCGACAAAAGCCUGGGAUAUACUACAAAGGCACCUGAAGCGCAUAGGCGGUCUGGCUGGGGAUGCGGCAAGCGAUAUCAUCAACAAUCAUCCGGCACUCAAGGAGAAAGUUGGAGGAAACUUGGAUCAGCUGAAGCAGAUGGGCGACAAGUACGGGCCCGAGGCCAAGAAGCAGGUUGAUGAGACUUGGGAUCAGAUACGUGACAUUAUCAAGAGUGGGGUGAGCGCAAGUACUAUUCCCAAGGUUCAGAGCCUGGUUCAGGAGAAGGUGCAGAAGAUACAGGAGCUUGGUGGAAAGGCGUGGGAUCAGGGGAUGGAAAAGGCCAAGCCAUAUCUUGACAAGUCACCAGAAGUGAAAGAGCUGUUGGAAAAGAACAAGGAGAAGUUGAAGAAACAGGGCAAUGUGCAGGAGCUUUAUGAGAAGGUCAAAGAUGCGGUGCAGUCCGGCAGCACAGAUUCACUCAAGCAGUAUGUGCAGAACACGGUUGACAAGGUAGGCCAGGGCAAUGGAGGCGAUGGGGGAGGGCUUGAGAAGUACUUGGGAAUGUUGCCGGGCGGUGGUGAGAUCAUCCCAAAGUUGACGCAGCUGCAACAGAUCGCUCAAGAGCACGGGGAGGAAGCCGAGAAGAUCGCGAAAGACACCUUCAAGGAGAUCCAAGAGGUUCUGCAGAAGAAAGUUGGCGAAGCUGAGGGGUUGGCGCAGAAGGCGAAGAAAAAUGCGAAGAACAACUAA